AUGUGGAGGCGGCGCCUGUGCGGCGGCGCGGCGGUGACGCUCCACUUCUCUUUGCGUUGCAGCAGCAGCAACCGACCGCAGCCGCCUGCCUGGAUUUCGCAGCUGCGCAGCGACGCCAAGCAGUCGGAGAAGGCCAUCUCAUACGACGUGAAGAUCUACGACGAGCUCGCGUGGCGCAAACGGCGCUUCUGCUUCGACAAGGAGGUGUGGGACCCGGCGCAAAUGAGCAGCAUUGUGCGACGCCGGCUGUGCCUCGGCAGCGAGGACGCGGAGUACACCGUCAUCGGCGAGGCCUUCGCGUUCCCCGACCGCGAGGACGCCCCCGUCGUGAAUGAGCCACAGCACCCGUGUAGGCUGCUCUGGGACCACAACAGCCCCGCGGAGAAGCUGCUCGUGCAGCUUUCUGACCACUUCCCGCCGCUGCUGUGGCACGCCGUGCGGCCCACCAUCGACUCACUGAAGCGCAUCUUUGGUGAGUUCCUCGACGUGGAUGCACAGCACAUGAAGAAGUACCUUCCGUACUACGAAUCCGUACAAAAUGCCAUCGAGACGGCAACGAACGAGACGCUUGGCGCCACGCUGAGCCCCGCCAGUGUGAAAGAGCGCUUCGUUGAAGACAUGCGCCGCCGCGAUCCAAAGAGCAUUGAGAUGGACUACUCUUGCGAACACAACGUCUUCUUGGGCACCUCUCCGCACUUCCGCCUUGUGGAAGACAAGAUGAUGAAGGCAAAUGCCUUCGUGUUCGGCUGGCCGCUGCUGCUGAGCGACGGCAACGAGCACCUCGACGGCACGCCGCUGCGCAUGGCCGCCUUUCGCAGCGUCUACUCCAAGUCACUGCUGAUGUUCCACACACGCCUCGACCUUCAGGUGGAUCACCGCCUCGCGUGCCUCGACGCGGGCGACAACGAGGAGAUCCUACUGGAGGUCCCCAUCUUCUGCACCGUCAACUACCCGCAAAAUACACGCCUGUGUGGCGGCAGGCCGCUUGUGCAGCGCUUCAACGACGUUAUGGGCACAUCGUAUCCGCUUGAUAUGCCCGUCGACGUGCUCGCUGCGCUGGCGAGGGAGACCACAACGAAGGGGGUGACGGAGCUGCUGCAGGAGCUCAAGUUCCUCAGCGCUGCAGCCGCCCGGGCGCCCGACGUGGAGCGCGUGUUCAGAGUCUCCGAGGACCAGCUAAGCUCCAACCGCGUCGUUGGCCAGCUCGCGUACACCAUUCUCUACCUCGCGCUUUUGGGCCACGACCGCUUUGUCGAAGAGGUCUUUGACGCAUACAAGGAACACAAGAGCGAUGUGGUGCGGGUGGCGUGCGCAAAAGGGGCCCACAUCGCUGAGCGGCCAGACCUCAUCGAGAAACUCGUUGCUGCGGAGCCGGAGGGGCGCUGCAAAAAAAUGAUGCAGGCAGCCAUGCACAGUGUAGAAACAACAGAAACGGCGACGCAGCCGUAG
Trypanosoma grayi is the source of this 1449-nucleotide messenger RNA. RefSeq lists its product as hypothetical. The record is from RefSeq and is a predicted model, not a curated record. NCBI's taxonomy places the organism in Eukaryota, Euglenozoa, Kinetoplastea, Trypanosomatida, Trypanosomatidae. Bases 1 to 1449 code for a protein of 482 amino acids. The transcript has a single exon.